This is a messenger RNA of Pieris napi, 4809 nucleotides long. RefSeq names its product cGMP-dependent protein kinase, isozyme 2 forms cD4/T1/T3A/T3B (gene for). Gene Ontology annotation, biological process: protein phosphorylation. Lineage: Eukaryota; Metazoa; Arthropoda; Insecta; Lepidoptera; Pieridae. The record is from RefSeq and is a predicted model, not a curated record. Gene Ontology annotation, molecular function: cGMP-dependent protein kinase activity; ATP binding. Bases 152 to 3358 code for a protein of 1068 amino acids. The transcript is spliced from 10 exons.
CAGAUUAACUAAAUAUAAAUAAAACAUAAUAAUAAUUUCUUAAUAAAUUUUAAACAAGAACAAUGAAGUGUCAAUCAUCAAUACAACUUAAGUUUCAAGCAAAUGCGCCCACUUUAACCUUAUUGAUGAAAGUGGAGAAAGCAAGGACAUUAUGAAAAUCAAACACUAUCCAGGAAAAGCGGUCAUGGAGGACCCCUGGCUUUCCUUAAACGACAGAACAAUGGACCUUGUAUAUGCUGCUAACUGGGUCGGCGCAGAGAACCUUAACGAGUAUAAUAGCACCAGUAGUAGCCAAUCUAAUGGUUCCAAAUUUAACUCUAUAUCAAGAAGCAAAUCAUGCCGAGAUGUGGGACGCACCGUUGAUAGAGAUCAAAAUGAUAGUUCAUACGAUUCGGAGCACAAUGGUUAUAAUUAUCCCCCCAAUGUGCCUAGCAGUAACAAUAUAUCUCAAUUAGCCAAAUACCAACAAGACAUUGAGGAAAAAUCUAGAGCAACAAAUAACCUUCUAAUUCAAAAUAAAUUAAAACAUAGUUAUAGUUUUAAAGACAUGCCAAACGGUUACAAACCGUCAACCCUAAGGAGAGUUAAACGAAGAAAUUUUACAGAAUGGGAUAUAGAUGCUUUUGGAAAUAAUGAGCGACAACCACCUAUUCCGCCACAGCGAAAAGAGUCGCUAAAAUAUGCUCACCGGCAGAAGAAAGUGGAUUCAAAAAAGCCUUGCUAUCCUCUUCCGGACCCAGGUCCUGUACCACCUGACCCAUCUUCAGAAUCCUAUUACGAAUAUUAUUCACGUGUAAGCCAACAGAACAAUGAGACAGAUAGCGAUAAAAUAAAACUAAUUCAUAAAGAUCCAAAAAUAGAACCACCAAAUUAUAAUGGUUCUAUUUCUAAUAACUCGAUUAGGGGAUUUGGUAAUGAUAUGUACCAAAUUAUUAAUUCUAUGGCCACGUUGGAUUUAGCACCGAUUAAGUUCAGAUCUGGUAAACACAAACACGAUAAGGAUAGUGACGCGGAAGGUUUUGGUUUAUAUAAGCAUAAUAAUGGAUCUGCAUGCGAACAAAUUCCUCAACACAUAAAGCAACCAAACAUUGAACUGAACGGUUGCGUAGACGAUGCACGACCUAAUUUUCGGUCUAAAUCGUUGAGAGUCAAGAGUGAGAGUAGAGCUCCUUUAAAAGCAUAUCUUGAUACAAUGGAAUAUAACGACAAUGCAUACAAUAACAACGUUACCGUCACUCAACCGAAAAGGAACCUCUCUCCAAGCGAGCAGUUAACGUUAAUGCAGUAUGAAACGUGUAAAGGAAGUCAAAAUCCGCCUCUACCGCCCAUCAGUAACGGUUAUAACUCGGUUAAAUGGGGGAAAGAAAGUGACCAUCGGACUUCAAACGGUGCUAUUAGGCAAAAAUCUGAUAAAUACGGCAAAUUAUAUAACACAGUGCGAGUAAAAAGUGAAGAUAGAUAUGAUAGGUAUAAUGACAUUUUAUCUCUGGGACAGCUCAGAGAAGGUAUAAGUGAGGAACGUGUAAGUGAUAAAGCUAAGAAUGGCGCGUAUCCGCGUAGUGCAAAAAGUUCGUCUAGUGGUUCCGACUCGGACUUUUCGAUACCGCGACCCAAACUAAUAGUACCUGUGCAUACUUAUGGAACUCGAAAGAGAAGAACGGGAAAUCUUUGUCAGCGAGAGAGUAACGCGACGGAGUGUUCAUUAGACGCUGGUAUAGUACUCAAUGUCUCGCGUCUCGAAGAGCAGUCCAAAGAAAAUCACCGAAAUGGAGAUACAGAGGGCAGAGUGGAGGUUUCGAGGGAGAACAAGUACCUUAGUACAAUGGCGCCUGGAAAGGUAUUUGGUGAACUGGCCAUACUCUACAACUGCAAAAGAACGGCCACCAUAAAAGCAGCUACGGAUUGUAGGCUUUGGGCAAUCGAACGUCAAUGUUUCCAAACUAUUAUGAUGAGGACUGGACUCAUCCGUCAAGCUGAAUACACGGACUUCCUUAAAAGCGUUCCCAUCUUCAAGGAUCUUCCCGAGGACACGCUUAUUAAAAUAUCCGACGUGCUUGAAGAAACACACUAUCAAAACGGUGAUUACAUCAUACGACAGGGCGCCAGAGGAGAUACCUUCUUCAUUAUAUCCAAGGGACAAGUCAAGGUAACGCAGAAACAGCCAAAUAGCAAUGAUGAAAAAUUCAUUAGAACUCUCACCAAGGGCGAUUUCUUCGGUGAAAAGGCAUUGCAAGGAGACGAUCUACGAACGGCCAACAUUGUCUGCGACUCACCAGAGGGCACCACGUGUCUUGUCAUUGAUCGGGAGACAUUCAAUCAGCUGAUUUCCACGUUGGACGAAAUUCGCACCAAAUACAAAGACGAAGGCGACGACCGACAAAGGCUCAACGAAGAAUUCGCCAAUCUCCGCUUAUCAGACCUACGUAUCAUUGCCACUCUGGGUAUCGGUGGUUUUGGUCGCGUCGAGCUGGUCCAAAUACAGGGAGACUCGAGCCGUUCUUUCGCCCUGAAGCAGAUGAAGAAAGCCCAGAUCGUUGAAACGAGACAGCAACAGCACAUCAUGUCAGAGAAAGAGAUAAUGUCGGAGAUGAACUGCGAAUUCAUAGUAAAGUUGUACAAGACGUUCAAGGAUCGUAAAUACUUGUAUAUGCUUAUGGAGACUUGCCUUGGGGGAGAGUUGUGGACUAUUUUGAGAGAUAAGGGUCAGUUUGACGAUUCCACUACUAGAUUCUACACAGCUUGCGUCGUUGAAGCGUUCCACUACUUGCAUUCUAGGAAUAUUAUUUACAGGGAUCUCAAGCCAGAGAACUUACUCCUAGACUCCAAAGGCUACGUGAAGCUGGUGGACUUCGGAUUCUCUAAGAAGUUGCAGGCCAGUCGCAAGACUUGGACAUUCUGUGGUACUCCAGAGUACGUAGCCCCUGAAGUCAUCAUGAACAGGGGUCACGAUAUAAGCGCGGAUUACUGGUCUUUGGGUGUCUUGAUGUUCGAGCUUCUAACUGGAUCGCCGCCAUUCACUGGAGCCGAUCCAAUGAAGACGUACAAUAAGAUCCUAAAGGGUAUUGAUGCAGUGGAGUUCCCGAGAUGCAUCACCCGCAACGCUGCUAACCUCAUCAAGAAACUCUGUAGGGACAACCCUGCAGAGAGACUGGGCUACCAGCGAGGCGGCAUUACAGAGAUUCAGAAACACAAAUGGUUCGACGGCUUCAACUGGGAAGGUCUAGCGAUGCGCACGCUUGAGCCACCCAUAAAGCCAACCGUCAAAUCAGCAGUUGACACACACAACUUCGACCAAUACCCACCCGAUGCCGAUGAGCCUCCACCCGAUGACCUCUCUGGCUGGGACGCUACUUUCUAAAUAUUCUAGAACUCGCUGGAACUUUCUAGAUUUUCUGGGGUCCAAGUCUUUUAGGGACCUGUAAGAUGUUCUUAAUACUUCAUACUUUCUACAUCUUCCUCGAUCUUUUAGAACUCUCUAGAACAUUUUGGGAUUCUUAGAUUUUUCUCUACUCUCUGAAUGCAAUAUAAAUAAUCCUUUGACAUGAAAGACAAUUUGUCUGCAAUAACUUUCUAGAAUACACUAGUAAUAUUCUAGAGGUGACAAUUUAUUUACUAUAGACAAUCUAGAAUACUUCUAGAACUCUCUAGAACGACUAAUAACGAAUUCAAAAUUACUUAUGACGCCGUUUUCAAUAAAACUAUGAAGCUACAAUUAGUAGAAUUGUAAAUAACCUGUGAUGGUAAUCACAAGUAGCACAAAAUAGAUCUUCUUAGUAGAAUUAAGUAAAGUCAAGUUAUAUGAGAAUCGAAUUAGAUACUAUUAGGAUUCUUGUCUCAUAUUAGUCAAGCAAGUUUGCCAUACAGGACUUGCCCGUAUAAGAUAUAAUUUAGUCAUACCUUAAAAAUUUAGUUUAAUACAGAAUUCAUAACAUUUUUGUUUGGUAGUCUAAUGCAUUAAAGUUUUUGGCCGCGCUUUUGACUGAAACAAAGGAUUUCUAUUUGUCUAUCUCGUACAGAGCAAGCAAAACCAACGCGAAUCUAAAAUACCUAUAUGGCAAAAUUAUCAAACUCAUUUAUUUGAGGCAAAGAUCCAUAAGUAUUGUAGCGCCUCUGAGCGUUAAAUAUACAUAGAAAUCUUUCUAAUGACAUGUUAAGUCUAUGCAAAUCAACUAAGUAAAUUAAUUGCAUAUCUCAUUGUAUCCAUAAUUCUCAGUCUAAAUCCAAAAAUUUUAACCUUUCCCUGACUAAGGCAUUUUUAAGUAAUUCAAAAGCAAAUAUGAAACUUUGGGGCGCUAUAAGCUUUUUCAUACAAAUAUUUGGUUCUACUUAUUAUAAUAAAAUAGUAUAUAAAAUAAAUAAACAAUAUCUCUAUAACCGAUAUAAUUAUGUAGAUAAAAAAAUAGUUCUCCUUAUCUCUUUCAAUCGCUAAGAUUUAAAACUCAUGUAAGACAAGAUUUUUUUUAUAAUUCCCUUGCUUUCUGUCCAAUUUGUCAUCUUAAGUUUUCAAAAGGUGAUUUGUAUACCAAAUGUUACCAAACGAUGAAUCCCAUAAUAUUUGUAAAUAUAAAAUAAUCUUAAAUAUUGCAUACUGUAUAAAUGUUAUGAUAAUAUAUGCCUUUUAAAAUUUGUGACAAUAAUCAAAUUUCUUAAGCAUAGAGGGCUCAUAUUAAUAUUUAUCGUAAGCUCGCACUAAGUAAAAUAAGUUCAAUCUAUUUAAAAUAAGUGCCUUUGGGAAAUUUGAUAAAACCUUAACACAUAUUGGUUCGCCGUUUCAAAAGUGUAUGGCUCAAAUUAUACCUAAAAUUGAAA